This is a messenger RNA of Oncorhynchus keta (chum salmon), 1938 nucleotides long. Its product is annotated as heterogeneous nuclear ribonucleoprotein H-like. The record is from RefSeq and is a predicted model, not a curated record. The coding region runs from base 163 to 1407 and encodes 414 amino acids. Gene Ontology annotation, molecular function: RNA binding. The transcript is spliced from 11 exons. Gene Ontology annotation, cellular component: ribonucleoprotein complex; nucleoplasm. Gene Ontology annotation, biological process: regulation of RNA splicing. Lineage: Eukaryota; Metazoa; Chordata; Actinopteri; Salmoniformes; Salmonidae.
AUUGGAUGCCAACCCAAAAAAUAAGAAGGCUUUGCGUUUCCGGUGGUGCACGUCGCAUGCGCUCUGGUGCAGAAGUGGAACGCAAGUCCAGACAGCAGCUAUCGCCGAACACCCACUUAAUCAGAAAAAAGAAAUCAAGGGCUGACUGACCAUAAACCAACCAUGGCAGAUGGAGAGGGAUUUGUGGUGCGCAUUCGUGGCCUUCCCUGGUCUUGUGCUGUGGAUGAAGUGUCAAGAUUUUUCUCUGAUUGUAAAGUUGCAAACAACGGCACCAGCAUCCAUUUCACCUACACUCGUGAGGGCAGGCCAAGCGGAGAGGCCUUCGUAGAGCUGGAGUCGGAGGACGACCUGAAGAUUGCAGUCAAGAAAGACCGAGAGACCCUGGGUCACAGAUAUGUGGAAGUAUUCAAAUCGAACAAUGUGGAGAUGGACUGGGUCAUGAAGCACACCGGUCCAAACUGCCCAGAGACUGAGGGGGAUGGGCUUGUGCGGUUGCGUGGCCUUCCCUUCGGCUGUAGCAAGGAGGAGAUUGUCCAGUUCUUCUCAGGGUUGGAAAUCGUGCCAAAUGGGAUAACAUUGCCGGUGGACUUCCAGGGGAGGAGUACGGGGGAGGCCUUCGUGCAGUUUGCUUCACAGGAUAUAGCUGAAAAGGCUCUAAAGAAACACAAGGAAAGAAUAGGGCACAGGUAUAUUGAGAUAUUCAAGAGCAGCGAUGCAGAGGUGCGGACAAAUUACGAUCCCCCACGCAAAACGAUGGGUGGCAUGCAGAGACCAGGCCCCUACGACAGGCCUGGUGGUGGUGGUGGUGGCGGCCGUGGCUACAAUGGCAUGAGCCGCGGAGGCUCCUUUGACAGGAUGCGCCGUGGGGGCUACGGCGGAGGUGAGGCUGGUUCCGAUCGUUAUGGCGAUGGUGGUUCAAGUUUUCAGAGUACGACUGGACACUGUGUGCACAUGAGGGGACUUCCUUACCGGGCAACAGAGACGGAUGUCUACAGUUUUUUCUCGCCAUUGAACCCAGUGCGUGUGCACAUCGAGGUUGGUCCAGAUGGAAGGAUGACUGGAGAGGCUGAUGUAGAGUUUGCCACACAUGAGGAUGCUGUGGCAGCUAUGUCAAAGGAUAAAGCCAACAUGCAGCACCGUUAUGUGGAGUUGUUCCUCAACUCAACAGCAGGGGGCAGUAAUGGAGGCUAUGGUGGCCAGAUGAGUGCUGUGGCCAACCAAUCUUCCUAUGGAGGCAGCCAGCAGAUGAGUGCUGGUUACACGGGUGGUUACAGCAGCCAGUCCGGCAUGGGGGGGUACAAUGAUUACAGUAAUCAGAGCGGGAUGAGCAGCAGUUACUAUGGCAGCAGCCGUGGCUCCAUGGGCAUGAAUGGCAGCAUGAGCAUGGGAGCCGGGUGGGGCAUGUAGGAGAUCCAGGGGGUUCUAAGCUGUUGGCGAAAUUAUUUUUCGAGAUGGUUACAGAUUUUGUACAGAUUGGAGUGGUAUAGCUCUAACGUAUGAAAGCUGGGGGGGAAGACGUUUUUACCCCAGCCUUUCUUAACUGUGUCAUUGGAGCCUGUAUGUUAUGUUUUUGGUUUUGUGAAUGAGACAGCGCAGGGUGAAGGAUUUUGGUUCCACCCUAGUUAUACCUGUAGUUCAACUCUGAAUGACUGGAUGCUGUUUGUGAAGCCACGUGUCCUUUUGUAAAUAUGGUAAUCAUGACUGCUUGUAAUGACUCCUCGUGAGUCUGCAAAAAUGUUCUGCUCCUUUUUCAUGGUUCCUAUAAACUUGGUUAGAGCCAGAGGGAUUUUUAUAAUGUUAAAAGGGCAUGUUGAAUUUGCUUUUUAUAAACAGGAUAUUAUUUUUGGUUGCUGUUUUAAACCUUGUAAUAGAUGUCUCAUCCCUGCUCACUGUUUUGAUUCUGCUAAUGGGCAUCAUUAAUAAACAUUUAUUCACUGA